Peniophora sp. CBMAI 1063 is the source of this 1443-nucleotide messenger RNA. NCBI's taxonomy places the organism in Eukaryota, Fungi, Basidiomycota, Agaricomycetes, Russulales, Peniophoraceae. The record is from the annotation of a GenBank genome assembly.
AUGAGUGACGAAGGCACGUCGGAUACACCUUCCCUCUACCAGGCCGUCCUCGCGGCCCUAUCUGAUCCUGCGCAUCGCAAAUACGUUGAAAAACUGAAAACAGACCGGUUCGAAGCGUCCAAGAAACGAGCGAUAACGUUGCAGGAGAUGGCAGAGUUGAAGAAUCUGCAUGCCAGAUUGGACGGUAAUGGCAAUCCGACUGCCGCGGUGUCUGACGUGGGCUCAACUGCCCUCAUGCCCGUUCAAGAGGGGCAAGGACAGGCUGACAGGCGUGCUGGACCGCCUUCGGCUGCGCCUCCAGGCAGAGCCCGAGCAGCAGAGCCGGACAGGACAUCUCAACGCCAGUCCAUCUCGGCGGAGCGCCAGGCGGAAGUCGUAGAUCUAUCUCAGGACAGUGACGAAGAAACUCGCGUGCCGCGGCUUAAUGCUGAGGCAGGCGCGAGUUCGUCGACCUCUAUCGCGCGACGGUCGCCGCGAAACACCCCGACUGCUGUCCCAGCGUCAUCCGCAAUGGGAAGCCUUCGUGUCCAAAACUCGAAGCGACCCGCGAACCAGAUGAAUGGUGUGGAGACCCCGCAAGGAGCGAAGCGUGCAAAGACAUCCGCGCCUCAAGCUAGCUAUAUGCAUCCUCUGCUCCAGGCUCUGGUCGAUGCUGUCCCGGCUUCGCUCAAUCAACGCGUGGCACACAUGCAACCCAUCGUACCAACACGUAUACCGCCACAGAAACUACCGAGCGCCGCCCAUCCCAUGACGGGCUGGGUCAAACGAAAGCCCGUGUUUGUGGACAAGUAUGGCGCUGCGCAACAGAGUUUGGUCACCAAGCUUCGCAUCCUACCCAGUCAAUUGGUCGACGACGCUGCCGCAGUGGCUCUUCGCAACGAAAGACGCAUCAACCAUAAGGCGUUAUUCGCCAAGUUGGACCUUAACCCGGGAUUGCCUACCUUUCCUGGAAAACCCGGGACACUUAUCACCAGCCGCGAUGAUGUUCCGCUCGAGCAGCCCCUUCUCGUGGUCGUGAAACCAACGAGGGACGCUUCCUGGCUCUACGUGGGCCUCUAUAAGUUGCACAAACACGAUCGAUCUGUUACGGCCCAAGAGUGGAAGGAAAUGCCUAAAGCGGUGUGUCUCUUGACGCGAAACGGAUGGGCCAGAAUGCUGGCCGGCCCCGAACGCCCAACACACGAUUGCUAUUUCCGCAUCGCCCUCCGGCUCGCUCUUUCUCACAGCGCGGGAAGUCAAGUUCCUGAGGCAAAGGUGGAAGAAGCGUUCAACUUGUACAACCGCUCGCGUGAGAGCGAGCAGAAAAAGAUGUUACCUUCGCAGCAACAGGUCCUCGAGGGUUUGGAACGAGGCUAUGACACCAUCGGAGUGCUGACGCUCGAACCCAUCGCUAUCGGCGAAAGGCUGUACGAGGAGAUAUGGGAUGCGCGAUCGACUGCCUGA